AUGGCUGCCUCAGUCUAUGCAACACCACCACCCGAUCUAAGCGGCGAAGAAGCGGUUCUGAGCGAUGCAUCGAAUUCUUCGCAAACCAAUAGCUCUCACAGUUCCACUCUGAAAGCGUCCAAGCGCACGCUCUCAUCAUCGUUCCUGAAUGCAGCAACAACUCAAAGCAGUACGUUGACCACUACCUCACAACUCAGUUCCGACUCGUUACCAGAUCUCUCCAAGAAGCGUCGUAAGCAAUCGAUGCCGAUUCGAUUUUCGGCCAACGGUACGGCUAUUGAAAUACCAGCGACCGGUGGUGCCGACACGGUAGUUGAUAUCGAUGAACGUUCUCAGGACGGAGCUCGCGGUAAUGAUCACGAUGACGUGGCCGAAGGAGAUCAGGAGCGAGCUGAAACCGAUUGCUCACCGAACCCCACCAGUCCAGCGAUGGAAAAUGGCGACGAUGACGGAGCAGCACUGCUGGAAGAACAGCAGAACAACUUUCAAAAGAUAUUCCUAUCGAACCUUAGUCAAUUACAGCAAAAACACCUACAAUUGCAGCAACAGAACACUGAAGGGUUUCUGGGUUUGGGCAAUCCGGGUACUACACUUUCCGAGAACUUUCUGACCUCUAAACUGAACAGUUUCAUUGCUAUGAGCGGCGCCCGAGCUGAUCGUGAAUCGUCCUCCCUUCCCAGAAGCGACGACGAGCAGGAAGGGAACGAAGAUCGCGCGCAAUCGAUCCCAGAGGAGUCAGACGGAAGAGAUAAAAGUCGUGAUCAGUCUCCUGUUACCAAAAAUGUCGCAUCCUCCGAAGGUGCUCUGAAGCCUCGGGAAACCAACCCAGAAGGAAAUACACUGCCGUUAGCGGGAUCGACGAUGAAUCCUGUGACGAAAAGUGAUGAAAAGGUAGCCGAUCAUCAAUCUACUUCCAGCAGUCCACCCAAGAUUUCACUCAAAAAAGAACUCAUGAUGGACCCGGAAUGGGAUGGCGAAAUUCGUAGCAACUUUCCGAAGGCGGAUGAUUGGAUAUCGAUCGCCGGACUGUCCUUCCCGUUCCCGCCCGAAGCUGCCGCGGCCCUGUCCGCCUCAGGGUAUCUACCUCAACUGCCACUGCUGGGAGUGCCGACGGUGUCUGCUUUCGGCACGUCCGGUGACGGCAACAAUCGCCCCGGAGUACCUCCGUUGCGUAUUUUCAAUCCGGAAGCUUACUGCGAUCUGUGCAACAAGGAGUUUUGCAACAAGUACUUCUUAAAGACGCAUAAAGCAAACAAACAUGGUAUCUAUGAACCAGCACCAGGCAAUGGCAGUUCGGAAGUCACGAGUUCUGCGCUGUCUGCCAUGAGUCACCCCUUCAAUUCGAUUCAUCAGCUGUCACAGGUGUUUCAGAUGCAGCAACAGCAACACUCUGGCGUCCCUAUCUCUAGUGAGCAGAUCGAGAAACUCUCCAGUCAUCACACCUCGGCGGCUGAUACAGAACGUAUGCAGCCUCAAACGAUGCUCCAUUCGCAACCACAAUCCAUUACUGCCAGCCAGCAAAAUCAAGCAAACGCCGGGAAGACCAUGCAACAGUUGCCGAUGCGUUCGGCUCAUUCACCUAAGGUUUCCGUGCCACCAAACCAAAUACAACCCACCGUCUUUUGCGACAUUUGUUUCAAAAAGUUCAGCAGUCUCAGCGCAAUGCGCAAGCAUCGCAGCAAGGCACACGAGCUGUCAAACAGUAAUCAUCAGAUGCAACAACAGCAGCAGCAGCAGCAGCAGCAACAACUACACCAGCAUCAACAACAGCAGCAGCAACAACUGCAACAGCAACUACAACAACAUCUGCAACAACAGUAUCACCAGCAGAUGCAGACGCAACAGCAGCAUGCGAAGCUCGCUGUCAACCGGCAAGAAGCGGCUGAAUCCGGAUUAGAUUCAUCAGCGGGCAUUGCAGGUGCUGGAGGAUCGUUGCAACUUCCCGACGGUUUCCGAGAGGACUACACGAUCGAGCAGGAGGAUGCCACAUUUACUCCGCAACCGCGCAAGCUAUCGCCACACUCGAUGCAGGCAGCCAAGGAGGCGAACUUCUCCGCUGACAAGCUGCGUCGCCUCGGAGUGGUCAACCCGGAGGCAUUCUGCGAGAUUUGUUGCAAGGAGUACUGUAACAAAUAUUUCCUGCGCACCCACAAACUCAAACGGCACGGUAUUCUGCCGACGCCGGAUGAGCUGAAGGACGAAGGUCGUCAGCCGUGGGCACCGUUCCUACAAACGAGCCCACUGAAUCUGAUAAUGGGUGGUACCGCGGCGGAUGUGAUGAGCGCACAGAUGGCGCUGCAGGCGGCUUCACCGUCCUCGCUGAGGAAGCUAAUGACCACCGACGAGUUGAGCAGUGAGCCGGUUGCGAUCGAAGGUGCUAAAGGAGUCGAAAUCAAGCGUGAACAGUCUCCGCCAGCCAAGAUGGACAAUGGAGGUGCUGAUUCGGAUGAUCAGCAACAGUCGGAUGGUGGAAUAGCAGGCCCAAGCAAUGGGGAUGAUGCUGCGCGCGACGCUGCUAGCGAUGAAGACGCCGAGGCGAUCAGCGUCGACUUGCAGAAGUUGCAAUCGAUGAUCAUGCAGCUGAACGAUCUGAACAGCAUCCAGCAGCAGCGUAAGGUGAGUUGUGGUGUGUGUGGUAAGGAUCAGGCUAACCAGUAUCUGCUACAUGCGCAUAUGAUACAAGAGCACGGCUCACUGGGUAUGGACAACAACAACGGCCCAAAAGGAUCGCGGGCUACAACUCCAAACGACCUGCCCGAAACGUGCAAGCACUGCGAUAAAGAGUUUGCCAACGUGUACAUGCUGAAACAGCAUCUUGUCGAGAUGCACGGAGGGAUGACGGGUAUGUCUAGCCCCAAACGCGAGGGUUUCGUCACUCCGGAGCGUCCAACAACUGUACCGUCGGGUGUUGGAAACGGUGCCGCGGGUGGUGGUGGCGGACCAGGCAGCAUCCCAAUGCCUCCCGGUGCGCCUGGAUACGGUGAACGUAAGCCAAGCUACUCGAUGACUCCAACCAGCAGCUACUGCGAGAUAUGCAACAAGGAACUGUGCAACAAGUACUUCAUGAAGACGCACAUGCAGCGUAUGCAUGGCAUUGAGAUUGAAAACGGUGCCCAGAUCGGUGGAGUCGUCUGCAACAUAUGCAACAAAGAGCUCUGCAGCAAGUACUUCCUACGCGUGCACAAGCACAACACGCACGGCAUCGUGGAGGAGGGUGCCCCACUGCCACAACCACGUCAAAACGGAUCAUCAGCGAUCGCCGGCGCCAGUGACAUGGGAGCAGGUGAGACGGGUGAUGGUAGUUCCUUCCCGGGCGGUGACCUCAAACCGGGAGAGGUUAGCGAUCUCAGCAAUCGCUACUACUCACACUUCACCGAGGUGUGUCCGCUGUGCAGUCGGCGAUUCCGUAGCGCCAAGUGGUUGCGGGCGCAUCUUUUGAGCGAUCACGGGAAGGUGGGCGUCGAGAAGCUCAAGGAUAUCGAGCAGAAGCUGGGCACGAACGUUCAAAACGGCGGUGGUUUAUUGGGAAACGGUGCCAAUUCAGGAGGCGGCAGUGGCAACAGCCGGAGCAAAUCUAACAGCCCAUCGCUGAAGGUGCCGAAUGGGUUGAAUGAGGGCAAGUACGGUUCCAAGUCACCGUUCGGAGGACUGAGCCCAGCCGAGGCGGCCAAGUUUCUUCCGAAAGGUGCCGCCAUUCCGACACUGUUCGGGACGGAUCAACCUCCCUCUCCGAUGGGUGGACUAAAAGGGUACCAGUGUUCGUACUGCUCAUUUGCCACCCCUCUUUUGCCGCUGCUCUUCAUACACGAGCGGUCACAUUCCAGCCUGACUAUCGUGCAGCAACAAUUGCUCCAGCAACAGCAGCACCACCAGCAGGAGGAAGCGCAAGCAGCGGCUGCAGCCGCUGCAGCAGCAGCCCUCGGAACAGCACCGUUCGUUCCGUUGCUCAAGUCCGAAUCGGCCGUCUCAUUGGCGAAAGACCAAUCUGCCAACCAGCUCAUGCCUGGCACUUCGUCUGAGACGCCCUCGUCGACGCCGGCAUCAACGCCUGUUCCCUCCCUGUCGCAGGAGGCGCUCAAUCUGCACCACCAGACCCGAUCCCAGAGCCCCGAACGGGCGGGAUCUCCGCGGGAUCAAGACCCACCAACCGCAAACACGAAACCUACCUCGCCAAAGCCAGCCUCUCCACCGUCGGCAACCGGAAAUGAACCAACAGCGAUGCUAUCCGAGGUGGCCAACAUUACCCAACGCCCGGCAGUGUACGCGUUGCCCCAGCAGAGUGGUCCACUGAUGAUGCAAUCCUUCCUGAUCGAGGAGUCACUCAGCGACGGUGCCGGGGGUCACGCGACACGCAAAGACUCCACCGACAAGGCGGAAGGGCCGCUAGGCCAGGAUCACAGGUUCGUACCAGCUGUUGUUUUCUUACCCGUUAAAGAGCGUAUCCUUACGCCGAUGACAAUAUCGUUCAAUCUGAGUCCCGCCUAGGGAGACCUCAGGAUAAACUGGAGCUUCCGAGCCCCGAUCUUAGCAGGCUCGUCUAGUCAAAUUUUCCGAGCGCGCCGACUGCAACCGAGCAGUGGCUGAAAUGGAUGACAUGAAAUCAAAAUGAAUCGCAAAGAAAAUCCGCAAAUACGUACGUAAAACUUAUCCCUUAAAGAAACCAAACCACAACUAACCUAUCGCAAAUGUAUGAUUAUGAAAGCUAGUGAAUGUAAAACGUAAAUUUAAUGUAGAAAUCAUACCGGCAGGAUUACGAUUCCUGUCUGGUGAACUAUCGAUUGGCAAGAAAGUAGCAGAAAGCAAGCAACCCAUUGCUUCAUUUCGAAAGACGCUUGUAGAGAAAUUCACACACAGUCUAAAGAGAGUGGGCAUCAAUCGUAACCUUCUACCUCAGGGUAACAUCCAAUGCGGUUUUGGAUACAAAAAAAAAAGAAAACGGAUAACUAAGUCCAGGAUAAAACCAACCUGCUGCACACUAGCCAACAGACGUUGGCGUUUUCAUUUGGAUUAAAGCGCAAGACUGAAUUAAAGAGAGUAAACUACAAACUGCAAAGAAUAUUUAAAGUCUCUGUGCCAUCUAUAAAUGUUCGGAAGGAUUCUUUUAACCGUAACCGUGUAACAAGCUUUUUACCAAACGCUCGUUUUUUAUCCGACGAUAAUUGCUCUAAACUACUGUAAAAUAAGGCGAAACCGUAGCACCAAAUCAUACCACAGUGAAAAUAAUAGGUGGCUUAAUUACAGUUGCAGAAGGUGUUGGGGGGAGGCAUGCAAGAAAGCUGCAGAAAAUGGACGAAGAUGCAAUGCUCUAGGUGUCGACAACUAAUCCAUGAAAAAUAAGGCAAAAUAAUCAAAAAGUAAAUCGUAGUGUAGUGUGCAUUUGGGAGUCGGUGAAGAUUUGAUGGCUUCAGGAGGGUGUAAGCUUUCGAACAGUAGGCUGGAUUCAUUGAGCGACGAUAAAGGGAAAAGGCUAACUUCUUCGUGUGAUGUUCUAACAAAGUUCCUAUUAUGAGUAAAACUGAAACAAUGACAAACAAUGUUGUAUUUCUUCGGGUAUGAUAGAUUUUUUUAGGGAAAAGUCUUAUUAUGGAUGGUGGUCACACGCCGAUUGCUGCGUCACAGAAGGUGAAACUAGCGAGGAAAAUCGAAGGUCUACAUAUAGGUGCGAUAAUGGAUGAUGAGUUCAAUUCAUUGAACGAAAGAUAGAUGUCGAUCAUUUGCGUGCUGUAUAUUAACUGUUUGCAACUUUAUGCAGCAAAGCGCAAAGCAUCGUAUCAUGCGAGGGAGCGACAUUUAUUAAAGUUUUAAGUUUUAGUUACGUAAUUACAAUCGCUUCUCAUUGUUUGACGUCUCGGUUUUGCAUAAGAGUAGCGCAAAAAACUCAAUAGAAUGACACAGUGCAGACUAACCAAACAGUGGGAUUUUCCGGUCAGAUAACAAACGAAUGUUUAAUGAGGUUCGAGGCAAUUCAUAAACGUUCGUACACUCACUCAGGGUAUUCGAUGGUACAAUGCAAACCGUUAGCACAUUAAC
This is a messenger RNA of Anopheles moucheti, 6030 nucleotides long. RefSeq lists its product as uncharacterized. Lineage: Eukaryota; Metazoa; Arthropoda; Insecta; Diptera; Culicidae. The record is from RefSeq and is a predicted model, not a curated record. The transcript has a single exon. The coding region runs from base 1 to 4485 and encodes 1494 amino acids.